CCAGCCUUUCCACCACUACCAUGGUGUCAUCUUGCUCUUUUUCCUUGGCCUUCACCACCUCAUCUUCUCCAUUCUUCUCAUAAUUAAUUGACCAGACCUGUUAUUUUUUAUAUGGGGUUUUCAGCUUCUUUGGUACAGGAGAGCCAGUGACAGUGAAAUGACAGAAUGCAUCUGAACUGCUCCCAGCCCAGAUCAAAUCUGGCCUUCUCUGGUAGAUUUGAGCUGUUUUCUCAAAUGGGUUCUUGCUAUUUUCUCUGAUUAACUAAGAAGUCAUCCAAGAACUGCUUUGGAUAAACAGGGGGGAGGAGAAGGGGACAUUAUUAAGCAGAUAAGAAGUGAAGUUUCUUGUUUUGGGUGUAUAAGCUAUGAAGGAUUUUCCUUCUUGUUUUGGGGAAAAUGGGGUUCAAGUUGCAGAUUUUUCAUCGUCAUCUUCAUCAACUGCUAAUAAAGCUGCUCAGAAUUUAGUAACUUCUGUUUAUCAAUGUCGAUUGCGCGGUAAAUCUUGCUCAAUAACUGUUACUUGGAGUAAAAAUUUGAUGGGUCAAGGCCUUAGUGUUGGGAUUGAUGAUAACACGAAUCAGAGUCUUUGUAAGGUUGAUAUCAAACCGUGGUUGUUCUCUAAGAAGAAAGGGUCGAAGAGCUUAGAAGCAAGUUCUAGUAAACUUGAUGUGUAUUGGGACCUUUCUUCAGCUAAAUUUGGAUCCGGGCCUGAGCCGUUGGAGGGCUUCUAUUUGGGGAUUGUUUGUGAGAGACAAAUUAUUUUACUGCUAGGAGACAUGAGAAAAGAAGCUUUGAAGAAAACGGGUGCCACCCCUGCUUCAUCUGGUUCUGUUCUGAUUGCAAAGAGAGAGCACAUUUUUGGUAGAAAAAUGUUUGGGACUAAGGCUCAGUUUUGUGACAAUGGCCCUGUACAUGAUCUCAUGAUUGAAUGUGAUACGACUGGCAUCAGCGAUCCAUGCCUUGUUAUCCGGGUGGAUACUAAGCCAUUGUUGCAGGUGAAGCGACUGACUUGGAAAUUUCGAGGGAAUCAUACCAUUUUGGUUGAUGGGAUUGGAAUUGAAGUAUUUUGGGAUGUUCAUAACUGGCUCUUUGCUACGUCACUUGGAAAUGCAGUUUUCAUGUUCAAGACUUGUGCGCCACCUGAGAAGUUAUGGGCUAGCCAACCUCUCUGUGAUCCACAGACAUUACAUUGGUCAUGGUCACAGAGAUUCCGAGAUACUCAGUCACAUAAUCUUGGUUUCUCUUUGAUAUUGUAUGCUUGGAAGAAUGAAUAGAAGAUUUUGCAUUCUUGGUUUGGUUGAGUGCUAACAAGACCCUCACUGAGCUGUGAUUUUAUUGACUAUGAGAUUAUAUUAUACUUGAUUAUAUUUCUCCAUUUGUUUAAUAGCUUAUUUAGUACAUUAAGAAGUUCAAGAAAAAAUGAGAAAAGAGUAGACAACGUACUUGUCAUUCCUUGUAAAUUCUUAAAAUUGAAAUGUCUGUCAUUUGAUCUUUAUUUCUUUGGGAAAUUUCAGUGCAAAAGUUAGCUC
Messenger RNA from Coffea arabica (coffee), 1529 nucleotides. RefSeq lists its product as uncharacterized. Lineage: Eukaryota; Viridiplantae; Streptophyta; Magnoliopsida; Gentianales; Rubiaceae. The record is from RefSeq and is a predicted model, not a curated record.